UUGUUUCCAUGCGCAGAAACAACAUAACGUGUGGUGUGGGGCGAAACCAAACUCAGAAUUCUCCACUGGGCCUUCACAAAUCCGAAUUAGGCAGAGGCUUCAGAGCAUGGAAACUGGGGCUGUGGCUAUGAACAACAACAGCAGCAACGUCAUCCAUCACCAGAAUGAAACCAGAGCAACUUCCACCAUCACCAUUAAGGGCAUUCUCAGCCUUAUAAUGGAAAACAUUGAUGUCAAUUUGGAUGGUGGAAACAAGAGAGUUAUUUCUCUGGGUAUGGGUGACCCAACUCUCACCACAUUAUUCCACACACCUAAGGUUGUUGAAGAAGCUGUUGCUGACUCUCUUCACUCUCACAAGUUUCAUGGCUAUGCUCCCACUGCUGGUCUUCCCCAAGCUAGAAUAGCAAUUGCUGAAUAUCUAUCUCGUGACCUUCCUUACAAGUUAUCAAGUGAUGAUGUUUUCAUCACAUGUGGAUGCACUCAAGCCAUUGAUGUUUCAGUGGCGAUGCUUGCUCGCCCAGGUGCAAACAUCUUGCUUCCAAGACCAGGCUUCCCAAUCUAUGAACUCAGUACUGCAUUUAGAGGGGUUGAAGUGAGGCAUUACGAUCUGCUUCCAGAGAAAGGUUGGGAGGUUGAUCUAGAUGCUGUUGAAGCUCUUGCUGAUCAGAACACGGUUGGAUUGGUGAUCAUAAACCCUGGGAAUCCUUGUGGGAAUGUGUACAGUUACCAUCAUUUGGAAAAGAUUGCUGAAACUGCAAAACGGGUUGGAACAAUUGUGAUUUCUGAUGAAGUAUAUGGCCAUCUUGCAUUUGGGGCAAAGCCAUUUGUGCCAAUGGGAGUGUUUGGCUCCGUUGUUCCUGUUCUCACUCUUGGCUCACUGUCUAAGAGAUGGAUAGUUCCUGGAUGGAGGCUUGGUUGGUUCGUAACAAAUGAUCCAUCUGGCACUUUUAGAGAACCAAAGGUAGUUGAGCGUAUUAAAAAGUAUUUUGAUCUUCUGGGAGGCCCACCCACUUUCAUCCAGGCAGCUGUACCUCAGAUAAUUGCAAAUACUGAAGAGAUUUUCUUCAAUAAAACCAUUGACAAUUUGAGGCAUACUGCAGAUAUAUGUUGUACAGAGAUAAAGGAUAUUCCAUGCAUUGUUUGCCCUUACAGACCAGAAGGGUCCAUGGCUAUGAUGGUGAAACUAAACCUUUCACUCCUAGAAGAUAUAAGUGAUGAUAUAGACUUCUGUUUCAAACUUGCAAAGGAGGAAUCUGUAAUCAUUCUUCCAGGAACUGCAGUUGGGCUAAAAGAUUGGCUUCGUAUUACCUUUGCAGCUGAUCCAUGUGCCCUUGGAGAGGGUAUGAAAAGGAUAAAGUCUUUCUGUCAAAGGCAUGCAAGAAAAUUGUAAAAGCAUUUGUGAACCUACAAAUAAAUAAAAUUAUUACACUAAUGCUGGCAUUUUAAUAUAGCAUAUUGUAUUUCAAUUAAGCGUUCAGUUUCAUGAGAUAUAUUAAUUGCAACAUCAUUAAAAGGCA
This is a messenger RNA of Vigna unguiculata (cowpea), 1517 nucleotides long. It is a transcript of the gene TAT7, whose product is annotated as Tyrosine transaminase family protein. Gene Ontology annotation, molecular function: L-tyrosine:2-oxoglutarate transaminase activity; pyridoxal phosphate binding. Lineage: Eukaryota; Viridiplantae; Streptophyta; Magnoliopsida; Fabales; Fabaceae. Gene Ontology annotation, biological process: L-tyrosine catabolic process; biosynthetic process. The record is from RefSeq and is a predicted model, not a curated record.